Guillardia theta CCMP2712 is the source of this 978-nucleotide messenger RNA. RefSeq lists its product as hypothetical. Bases 1 to 978 code for a protein of 325 amino acids. NCBI's taxonomy places the organism in Eukaryota, Cryptophyceae, Pyrenomonadales, Geminigeraceae. The transcript has a single exon. The record is from RefSeq and is a predicted model, not a curated record.
AUGCCGAUCAGGGAACGUAUCGAGGCGCUGAAGGGUGCGCUGAUGGAGAAGAUGGAGGGACAGGAGAGCGUCAGGUUGCCGAGAAAGUCCAAGAGCGCGACGAGAGGCCAGCUGGAUGAAGCCAGAGCUGCUCAGCUGGGCGACUCGUCAAGUAGACUAGAAGCUAGUGACAUGGGGAGCGUGGUACAAGACGAAGGUGGUGGGGGAGGCAGCGAGGCCUCGCGCAGGCUAUCCCGUCUGGAAAGGAAGAUCGAAAAGAUCGAGAAGCUUUCGAAGAAGGAGAACGUGAACUUUCAGCACAAACAUAAUAGCAUCGAGCAUGGAGUAAGAGGCUUGAAAUCGGCGAGGCAGCAGGCAUCGCAGGAGGGAGCAGAAGAGACAGAUGUACAGAAGGAAAAGCUUGUUGCUAUGAUAGAAGCGAUGAAGAUUGAAAGGGAAGGCAGCUUCAAGCAGCUGCAAGCGUACAUCCAUCAGCGCCACGAAGCCAUGAAACAAGACAUUCAUCGCAAGCUGCUGGAACAGUCUGAACCAGCGAAAGCACAAGAACGAUUCGGGAUGGGGGGAAGGGAUUGGAAGGAGCAGAUAGACAUGCACGACUCCGCUAUGGCAUACUCAGAGAACUUGAUCAUGAUAGCUCUGCAGCAGAAGAUGGACAUGUUGCGCCUUGAACUUCUACGAGAGAAAACGAUCUGGCAGAAGACCAUCGAGCAAGUUCAAGACGCCAUGAGCGGAAUGGUGUUAUCUCUCGCGCUUGUUCUGCAUUCUGACUUGGAUGGAAAGGUGACAUCACUCAAGGAAGAAUUAAGAGCCGAACAAGAAGAAAGAAAGCGAAUACAGACAGAGCUCCUGAUGGUGCUAAAAUCUCAUUGCGCCAAGGUUGUGGAGAAAGAGUACGAAACGAAGGAGAAAGAGGCCAACCCUGACCAGCAGAUGCUGCAGAAGAAAGGCUCGAGGAAAGGAGGGGAGAAGAAGAGCUAG